Molecule: messenger RNA, 1809 nt
Organism: Cyphellophora europaea CBS 101466
Lineage: Eukaryota; Fungi; Ascomycota; Eurotiomycetes; Chaetothyriales; Cyphellophoraceae
Exons: 3
Coding region: 1-1809 (602 amino acids)
Biological process (GO): intracellular protein transport; retrograde transport, endosome to Golgi
Cellular component (GO): endosome; retromer complex; retromer, tubulation complex
Molecular function (GO): phosphatidylinositol-3-phosphate binding
Source: RefSeq, a predicted model, not a curated record
AUGGACUACUCUGGCGUGUCGGCCGACUCAGACGCCCUCGCUGGCUCGUCGCCAUGGGGCUCAUCCUCUCCUCGAGCCGGUCGGAUACCGUACACUCCGACUACCCCCAGUGUGCCCGACUCUCCCACUCAGACUUCCACCCACCAGCACACCAACUCUCAGGACAGCAUCUCUGCGAACCCUUUCGCAAGUGAAGCCAGUGCUGCAGCUCAAGCUCUGCCUCCUCCCGCAACACCGAAUUUUCCGGAUGAAUCCCAAGAUGCCUCUGCGCAAGAGCAAGACACCUCGCAUGUACAACAACCGCCGCAGCAACCCGCUGCACAAGCUCUCCCACAUGGGCGACCUGGCGCUGCAAGAUACCACUCGGCAAGACAGCAACGACCUGUGCCAGCCUACAAACUUCAGGCCAAGGUGACAGCGCUGGAGCGGACAGGCAGGAAAGACCCUGUUAUUCGCUUCGACGUCUAUACCAAUCUGCCCAAGUUUCGCACUACCCAAUUUCGCGACGUUCGACGCACACACUCCGAAUUUGUCAAGCUCGCGGACCACCUGAUCUCUUCCAAUCCCGAGGCACUCGUCCCUGCCGUACCUCCUUCUCUAACGUCGGCUGGAGCGGGCACCGAUGAAGAUGAGGCAAGAGUAAAGGCUUCCAUACAGCGCUGGCUGAACAACGUCUGCAGUAGCGAUGUUCUUAUGCGCGAUGAAGAGAUGGUCUUCUUCGUCGAAUCCGACUUCGGCUACAGCCCAGUCGUGCGCAUGAAACAGCCCGCAACCGGCGUGAGAAGAAAGGUGCUGAAGCAAUUUGCGCCCCCUCCAGAUGAGACGCCUGAGCUCCAUGAGGCACGACCUCCAGUCAAGGCGUUCUAUCUCAAUGCUCUUGAUGCAGGGCAAAAACUCGAGCGCGUUGUCAAAACUCGCAGAUCUCUUGGUCUUGCCGAGUCCUCUCUCGGCGAAAAGUUUGGUCAACUGCACGUCCAAGAAACUCACUCAGGGCUGUCCAACGCCUACCGCAAGCUUGGUCGUGUCAUCCAGACCGUCGGCGACUACCACGCGGCCCAGGGCACCGCCGAGGCCACGACGCUUGGCGAUCCCCUUGCCUACCACGCUUCUGACGCUUUCAUUGUCAAGGAGUCCCUGACUAAUCGACAUAUACUGCUCCGUGAGCUAUUGCAAGCCGAGCAAUCCCGUCGAAGCAAGGAGGCCGCGGUCACACGCCUCAAGAGCAGCACAAGUGUCAAGCGCGACAAGGUUGACGAGGCAAUCGCCGCACUUGACGAAGCCGCUUCAGCGGAGCAGUAUCUGCGUGGCAAAACGCAGCGGGUAACGGGCAAUUUGCUGUUGGAGAAGCGUAAGUGGUUUGCGCGUACGAGCGCCGAGAUGCUGGAGGCUGUGCGCGAAUACGCAGUGCGGCAGAUCGAGUCUGAACGUCGCACGCUGGCGACCCUGGAGAGCGUGCGCAUGGACGUUAGGCAGAUCGACAGCUCAGGAGGCUUGAGUCGUCUCGGUAGGGAAGCGCAUCCGCAGAUCAGGAGGGUCAGUAUGGCGAGCAGUCAGACCGCAAAAGGAGAUGCGUGGAGCGGUGUUGAGAGAUCUAGGUCUGGGCUGGCGCGGAGCCUGUCGGGUACUUUGGGUGGCGUCAUCGAGGCCGAAGAGCCGUCGGGCAAGACUGCAAAUGGUGAAGGCGCGACCACAGGCAGACCCCGGAGUGGGACUGGCAGUGCAAGUCUGUCUAGUGUCAAGGAGGAUGAGGACGAUGAUCGUGUGGACGCUAGGAAUGCCGCGAGCAGGCUGGCGCAGAGCACAUUCUAG